UCAAACAUACAUGAUGGCGUCUUGUGUUGGUGAUUUCUUCGACCAACACUCGUCUUCCUGCUCAAAAAACCGGCUUGUCUAACUCAGACUCUUCAAAAUGACUCUAGCAAGAGGAGAAAGAGAGUGGGCUUUGUUAGUAAGCGAGAGGGAGAAGAAUUGCCACAACUUAUAAGUAAAUGAGAAUUCAUGUCUUCAAUUAUUGGUAGUACAACAUCUGUAAAAAGAAGUUGGAAAGCAAACGACAAGGCCUGAAGAUCUUGAUGGGUGAUUUAGAAUCUUGCCAGAGAGAACGGGACAUCUACAAGAAUAAAAUCAAGCAAAUGCAACAAGAUUUAGACAACUUCAGAAAGAAGGAAAGAGAGCAAGAAAGUAAAGAAAUAAGAGGAGUUAAGUCACCUACUGGACAGCCUUCCAGAUCACCAGAACAUGUUAAGUUCAAGAGAGAAAGGAAGCUUUCAGGCCACAGUAUCUGGGAGCAAGAGCUACAAAGUGUGAGGGAAAGAAAGAACAAGACCCUGUCCCAGCUUCUUUGUGAAGCACGAGAGGAGAACAAAGCCUUGAAGAAUGAUUUCAUGGACCUGCGGGUGUUGUACAGAGAGGCUCAGGAGGAUAUUAUUCUCCUGAGAGAAAAUGUAGCAAGACAGAAAGCUAUUGAGAAAGAUACAGGAAAGAUGGAAGACCUGGAGGCCAGACAAGACCUCAUACAGUGCCUGGAGAAAAACCGGGAAAAGGUAGAUGAACUAGAUAGAGAAGUCAAAGCAAUAACAGAUGAAAAGAAUGAAAUAGCAAUUGAGAGGGAGCACUAUAGAGAAAAAGUUGAAAGACUGAAUACACAGCUCAACUUCAUCCUCGGAGCAGAUGACAGGAGACUUGUAGAUAUUGAUGCCAUUCUUAUGGAGAACAGAUACCAAAAAGAGCAGAUAAAACAGCUAAAGGAAGAACUCAGGAUGGCUAGCGCAUCUCAAGCGAGACAAAAGGCUGCUAUGGAGAAAAAGAAUGCAAGGCUCAUUAAAGCUGGUUAUAAUCACCAUUCAAGUGCAUUUAUGGGUCAUGGUGUUAAACAAGCAUUGCCGUCCCUUAUUUCUGAGAUUUCCAGUAGUUUUGGAGGUGUGUCAUCUUCGACAGUCAAUGAUCUCCAGUCCCUUGCCAAUUCUUUAUCAGAAAGCCUUUCUGAGAAAGAUAUUGCUUUGCUUCAUCAAAGAAAUACCAAUAGAAUUCUGGGACACCGUGUAACUGAACUGGAAAACAAACUAAAGACUCUAGAAGUGUCUGGUCUCUGGUCUCUAGAGGGUCACCGUGGCUAUGGAUCAGAAGAGAUGGCAAACUUACACCUGGAAAAACUAAAAAGAUCUCCUCAUUCUUCAAUGACAGAAGCUGAAAAUACUGCAACAGGUCUCAAUGGCGAAGCGGAAAGCCCUUCUGCAGAAUCUAGUCCAGAUCUUGAGAACAUGGACUCUGUGUUUUUUGCAGGAGGUGGGCGUUUUGAUGAAGAUCAAGAUGAGCUUGUGGAUGUAAGUUCACCAGCUUCAGUAUCAGUARAGGAUGAAGAUUUAGAACACUUUGAGGAAAGGGAGUCUUUGGAUGACGAAGACUUUUGCUAUGGUCAACCAAAACCAGAAGAUCAAAGGUCCAUUAAUGGGGAUUACCAGACAAAGGGGGAUUUCUCUUUAAUACAGGACUCUGCAAAUGGAGAUUCCCCUACAAAAGGGGAUUCCCAAAUACAAGGGGUAUAUAAUGGAACAGAAGAGUUUCAAAUAAGAGGAGAUUCUAUUGUAACUGAAGAUUCCCCUACAAAAGGGGAUUCCCAUGGAACUGAAGAUUUCCUGUUAAAAGGGGAUUCCUAUGUAGCUGAAGUUUCUGAAAUAAGAGAAGAUUCUGAUGUAACCGAAUCUCCCCAACUAGAAGAGGAGACAUCUAUCAAUGGAAUUUCCAGCUCAAAAGAAGAUUCCCUUCCAAAAAGGGAUUCCCAUCUGGCACUAGAUUCCAGCUUGAAAGAAGGAUCUCUUCCAGUAAGUAAUACUGGUUCUUUAGACAAUUCUACUAAGAAAUCUUCACUCAGUGUAGAUGGAAAUGUAUUGAACAAUAAUCUUGAAUCAAUGGAAUAUGAUUCCAGUGAUGAGAAAGAUAUUAAUGAGCUUAAUGAAAGCACAUAUCAUGUUAAAAAUCAUGAUGAACAUGAAAACGAAGAAGUUUCUCCAGACUGGAAGAACCAAGAAGACACAAACAAGAUUUCACAUCCAGCAGAUGAGAUGGAGAAAAAUCAUUCUAACUCUCAAAUGGUUGAAUCUUCAGAUAUAAAAUAAUGUGAAAAUAUGAUGAAAUGGGUAUUUGAGGUUUACAGUAUACAUUAUCCUGUGAUGUACCUUAAGUUCUAAUUUCCCUAUAUAACGAGGUCACAAAAUUCUCUUGCCCAAGGCAAAACUUGGUAAAAAAAUGCUUUGAAUUUUUUUUUGAAUUACUUGCAGGGAUGAAGUAAGAGAAAAAAGUUUGUUAGACUUAACUGAUGGUUAGGUUUGUACAACCCAUAAGAGUAUGGUAGGUUAAACUAGUAGGUAGUACGAAACUUCAACAUGAGAAGCUGGCAACAUAGGCAAUACCUCUUUGUGCCAUCUAGGAUUUUAUCAUAAGUUAUUCGCAAAGCGACAUGAGGAAUGAAGAUAAAGAAAAAAGAUGAUAUUAUGGCUUGGGCAAUAUCCAUGUGAACCAGAUACCAAGGUUAACAAGAAGCUCAGCCCUUUGUGAUACCACCUUUAAAAUCGGUAUUUGCCAGGCAGCAAAAAGAAUGAAGAUGAAGAAACAAGGUGCUUCAUGGCUGGGGAAAUACCCAUGUAAAUCUGAUACCAAGGGACCUGACCAUGAUGCUAUAUUUAAAUCAUUCAAAGCAACAAAAGGAAUGGAAGGUACAGGAAAAAGAUAAUAUUAUAAUAUCAUUAAGAAGGGCAAUAGUUUUCAAUUUAUUUUAAUCAUGCCCAAACCGUUACAGGUGAAUGGAGAAGCAGAAAUGAUUUUCUGGCUCAAAAAAUACCCACAUACGUAAUAAUUUGAACAUACUCUAAGAUAAUCCCUUAGGUAUAUAUAUUUGAACAUUUUAUAAUUGGAACUAGGUCAUUGGGAUGACUGGUUGUAUAUUAUUGGCUCAAUAAAAUAAUGUAUUUCAAGGUAUG
Actinia tenebrosa (Australian red waratah sea anemone) is the source of this 3164-nucleotide messenger RNA. RefSeq lists its product as uncharacterized. The record is from RefSeq and is a predicted model, not a curated record. NCBI's taxonomy places the organism in Eukaryota, Metazoa, Cnidaria, Anthozoa, Actiniaria, Actiniidae.